AUGAGCAAUGAUCAAUUCCAAAGAGCGCAAAAUGCGAUGAAUGUUGAUCAAAGACAAUUAGUUGUUCUUGUCACAGAGAGUAUUAAGAAGCAACUCAAUGGUGAUAUGAAACGGGAGAAAAUUUUCGUAACUGGUGGAGCAGGCACCGGGGAAACUAUUGAAAAACCAUGUCAACCGAUGUUAUGGAAAACCGGUGGUAAAAGUCGGUGCUCUCACUGGAGUUGCAGCACGGUUAAUCGGUGGUACAACGCUACACCGGCUGUUAAAACUACCAGUACAAAAAGAUGGAGUAAUUAUGAAAUUUCUAUGAUACCCUAUGAGAUGCUUUGUAUGAUCGACUCUCGUUUGCGACAACUGAAAAUCGCAGACGCUUGUUUUGGUGGCAUAAACGUGAUACUCUUUGGAGAUCUAAUGCAGUUACCACCUGUUAGAGGACAUCAAGUUUUUCAUCAACCAGAUCAUAUGAAGCCAGCUAGCGGUCUGGUUGAACUUAAACAAAACAUGCGUCAACAAGGAGACACAACAUUUAUAGAUGUACUUAAUGCCCUACGAGUUGGAGAAAUGACGUCUAGACAACUUGAAAUCCUUCUGGAAAAAGUUUCAACGGAUGCGACUAAUGAAUUUUCGAUUGAGAAAGCAUUAAGAAUUUACCCAACGAAUGAUCAAGUUGCUAGACACAAUGAAAAAGUUCUCCAGAGUUUUCAGAAUAAAGGGACAGUUAUUUAUACAAUAAAAGCACAAGACCAACUUAUUGAUGCCACUCGUAAUUUAGGUAACAAGGACUUAAAUUCUGUGAUACCUAAUGAUAUUAAUAAAACAGGAGGUCUUCCGAAAGAACUGAAAAUAUUCGUAGGGGCUAAAGUGAUGUUGAGGUCGAACAUUGACGUGUCAAAAGGUUUAGUGAAUGGCAAUAUGGGUUUUAUCACUGAAAUCAUCUGGCCAAAUUUUCGCAGAGACCAACUAUACGCGGAAGACAUCCCGUCAGUCCGUAUCGACUUCGGUUCUGAUGGUGUGCACAUGAUUAAACCGAUAUUGAUACAGUUCCCAGCGAAAUAUAGCUAUGGAACUGCUGAGAGACGGAUGUUGCCCUUAAUCCUGAGUUGGGCUUCGACCGUUCACAAGAUGCAAGGUUGUACAGUUGAUCAUGCAGUCAUUUAUCUAGGCUCGCGACUGUUUGCUGCUGGACAGGCCUAUGUAGCACUUAGUCGUGUAAGAUCUUUAGACGGUAUGCGGAUCGAAGAACUUGAUUGCUCUAAGCUAACUGGAAAAACUCCAUGCAACAGUGAGGCUUUAAAUGAAAUGAUUAGAUUACGAAAUGAUUCGUAA
Anastrepha obliqua is the source of this 1326-nucleotide messenger RNA. Its product is annotated as ATP-dependent DNA helicase PIF1-like. The transcript has 2 exons. The record is from RefSeq and is a predicted model, not a curated record. Bases 1 to 1326 code for a protein of 441 amino acids. Gene Ontology annotation, molecular function: DNA helicase activity. NCBI's taxonomy places the organism in Eukaryota, Metazoa, Arthropoda, Insecta, Diptera, Tephritidae. Gene Ontology annotation, biological process: telomere maintenance; DNA repair.